ACAAAAGUGACGAGAAACUUAGUACUUAUUCUUGAAAUAGAUACUAGUCUCAUAUCUUUCAAAGUCAUUUCUGUCAUCUGCUUGAAAUUAUGGCUAAUCUUCACUCUCCAUCCUUCACUAUGCUGCUCUUGCUAAUCACCCUGUCAAUUCUUGCAGAAGCUCGACAUCUUUUAGAAACAAUGUUGCCAGAGAUACCUGAGCUUCCUAAGCCUGAACUGCCUGAGUUGCCAAAGCUUGAAGUGCCUAAAUUUCCUGAAUUGCCAAAGCCUGCUGUUCCUGAAUUUCCUGAAUUGCCAAAACCUGACGUGCCCAAAAUUCCUGAAUUGCCAAAGCCUGAAAUUCCUGAAUUGCCAAAGCUUGAAGUGCCAAAAUUGCCAGAGUUGCCAAAGCCUGAACUGCCAUCGUUUCCCCACUUGCCUGAGAUGCCAAAGCCUACAUUUCCUGCUGUACCAACUCUUCCUGAGGACUUCAAACCACCUCAGACAACUACUAGUCCUUAAACAACAUACUACAUAUUCUACAAGCUUUGAUUUAUAAUCUGCUAUAUUGGAGUCAGAGCGUUUCUUCUUGAGAGUCUGAUUAUGUAUUUUAUACAUAAUUAAAUUGUAUUACGUGUUGAUUCUGUUCAAAGAUUGUAUUUUCUAUUUAUUUUUGGUUUAGCUUCACAUUUUUUAUGUUUUUAGUUAAUUUUCAAUGUAAGAAAUUGUUUCAGCUUA
This is a messenger RNA of Jatropha curcas, 716 nucleotides long. NCBI's taxonomy places the organism in Eukaryota, Viridiplantae, Streptophyta, Magnoliopsida, Malpighiales, Euphorbiaceae. The record is from RefSeq and is a predicted model, not a curated record.